CUGAGGCUGACGGAGGCGGAGGAGGAUGCCGCUGAAGUUGUUUCUCAUGUCCGCCCGGCCGCUGGUGACGUAGCGAGGAGUUCGCGCGGCGGAAGGAGCCUCGGGGGCCGCCGUAGCAACCGCCAAAGUCCCCCUUUUUUAGUCUUUUCUCUUCAGACGCCGCCAUGGACGGAGGAAGCGGGAGCCCGGCUCGGGCGGCGCGUGUUGAGGGGCGGCCUUCUCUGCCCCCGCUUCCCUUCAGGCCUGCGCAGCUCUUUUAAAGCUUUCCCUUCCUUUUCCUGUAGAUGACAUUUGUUGGAUUCGUAUCGCACACACGCAAGAAGUAAAAUUGGGUUCACUCACAGAUGUGGAAGGAUCAAGUUGGGCUGUCUUGCCUAAAAUGAAGCAAGAGACUUAAUACUCUUCUUGUGGUCUCCCAAAGAUUCGUAUUUGCUUGCUCCUACUCCAAGGGCAAGAGGAUAUCUAAAGGGUGGAACGUCUUGCCUAUCUGGAAGAGUGCCUCGUUUGUCUUGCUUUGUUGUUGGAUUUCUUGCGUUCCUUGUUUUCUUCUGGGAGAUUAUUCAUCUUGGAUAGACAAUGCCGUGAACGGGCGCUCCGUUUUCCGCUCGCCUUACAAACUGUGCACCGAAGAGUUCGGUCACUGCCACCGCAAAAGGUAACCAGGCGAAUUUGCCAUGGCUGGGAGCAGUUACACAGACCUACGAGAAAAACUCAAGUCAAUGAUGCCUUACCGGGACGGGUACAAGGGCAGCAGCCUUCGGGAUCCUGAAGAGCCCCCUUACGGAUCCACUGACCGCAAGCGCAAGUACCACGAGGAUUCCGAGUCGGAGCCCAGCGACUACGAGGAACGCCAGCGGGAGGAGGAGGAGGCCCAGAAGGUCAAGAGCGGCAUUCGUCAGCUCCGCCUCUUCAGCCCCGAAGAGUGCGCCAAGAUUGAAGCACGCAUUGACGAGGUGGUCUCCCGGGCCGAGAAGGGCCUGUACAAAGAGCACACGGUGGACCGGGCCCCUUUGCGCAACAAGUACUUCUUUGGGGAGGGCUAUACGUACGGGUCCCAGUUGCAGAGACGAGGCCCUGGCCAGGAGCGACUGUACCCACGCGGGGAGGUGGACACCAUCCCAGAGUGGGUGCAUGACCUUGUCAUCCGCAAGUUGGUAGAGCACCGGGUGAUCCCCGAGGGCUUUGUGAACAGUGCGGUCAUCAACGACUACCAGCCUGGGGGCUGCAUAGUCUCCCACGUGGACCCUAUCCACAUCUUUGAGCGGCCUAUUGUGUCAGUGUCAUUCUUCAGUGACUCGGCGCUCUGCUUUGGCUGCAAGUUCCAGUUCAAGCCGAUCAGGGUCUCCGAACCGGUCUUUUUCCUUCCUGUGAGAAGAGGAAGCGUGACUGUGCUCAGUGGUUACGCAGCGGAUGAAAUUACACACUGCAUUCGGCCGCAAGAUAUCAAGGAGAGGAGAGCUGUCAUCAUCCUUAGGAAAACCCGACUGGAUGCCCCCCGGUUGGAGAUGCGAACCCUGAUGCCCGGCUAUGCCUCUGACCGUCUCUCGGGAAGCAACCGGGACCCCAUCCUGAAGCCAAAAAGGUCCCAUCGCAAAGCGGAUCCAGACGCUGCUCACCGGCCUCGCAUUUUAGAAAUGGAUAAAGAAGAGAACCGGCGCUCCGUCCUUUUGCCCAAACACAGGAGGCGGAGCCAUUUCAGCUCCGAGAACUAUUGGCGGAAGUCUCAUGGGGAGGACUUUGAGGAGGAAGAGGAGGAGGAGGAGGAGGAAGAGGACGGCAGCCCCGCUCGCAAAGUCAAAAUGAGGCGGCACUGAGGGAGUCCUGUCCUUUCCUUUUCCCCAUCACCUUCCCUGCAUCCAGGAUCAGAGCUGCUGAGACCGGCCUUCGGACCGUGGAGUUGCACGACUUUUCUCUUCCCUGUCUCUCUUUCUAUCAUCCAUGUUCCACUUUCUUCCCUUUCUAUAGCCUCCUUGUCAGGCCGAGGAAUACCUGGCAGGCAUCUGGCUUGAAUAAUAAUAAUAAUCCAUCAGGGCAUCCUACCAACUGGGAUGUGUUUGCUGCCACUUGCCUUGCCAUUCUUUUUUCUUUUGAAGGAAAAGCUGUGUUGUUGUUCCGAGAGGCGUAUAUAUGUAGAAAAAUGCCAAAAAAAAAAGUGACCAGAAGGGUUGCGGAUAUCCUUUUGCGCUCUCAUGCUGCCGCUUCUUUUAAAACAACGCGCCUGUUUUGAGGUCCGAUCCCACGCGAGACACUCUGGCAGCCGCCAUCCUGACACCAAAGGGCUCCCUGGUUUUCGAAGUCCGUGUGCGGAUUGUUUUACCCUCCCCCCCCCCCCACACCAUCCACUGUUAUUAUUUUUUUCUCUUGCUCUUUUUCGGAAGACGUCACCCUCCCGCAACUGGAAAACGAAACCGCAAAAGCUUCGCAAAAACACUUCUGUCACGGCACCGGAUGACAAAGCGUCGGUCGGACGUGUUGCACUUUAGCGUCAGGGUUCUCCCCUUUUUCCCGUGUGCGUGUGUGUAUGGCGUGUGUGUGAGAGAGUUGCGUCAAAUGCCAUAUAAUCCCCCCUUCCUUUUAUUUGCUUGAGCUCGCAAGCAUCUUGUGUUUGUUUCUGCGCUGCUAAUGGAAGGAUACCGAGACGUGUUUCUCUUUUCUGUGAAGGAUUUGUGGCAGUCCCACCCCGGAGCUGCUGCUCAGGAUCUCAGCCAAGGGGUCGAUAGGAGCAAAUCUUGGAGGGAGGGAAGGGAGGGAGGGAAGAAGGAAAAAUCCCACAUCCCCUUUCGCUCUUAACUGCAUUUAUUAGAAGGGGCAUCGUGUCCCCAACAGGUUCUUUGCAGGCUCAGGCUGUGUGCAUAAACUUUCAUUUUGGUUGGUUUGCUUAGGAGAGACAUCCCAGUGUGUUGUGCCUCUUCCCUUGUGUGUCAAGUUGGCUCUGUUGUGUUCAAACGCACACAGCGUGCGUUUGAACAGAACAGAACCAACUCUUGUUAUGAAAGCGAUAAAAGAGAGAGACGUUUGGCAGGUGACUCCCUCAAGUCUUCGUUUUCUUGAAAAGUGGGGCAGCAAAACAACAGAAUUGCGCAUUUUUGCUCUUUGCCUUUCAGCGUCCGAACCCAAGGCAACAUCCAUUGGGCUGAAAACUAUUUGCCUUUCGCUUCUAUGACACCCCUAAAAAUGUUGGAAAGAGAACCCGACCCCUUUCUAAGACUGAAGAAAAACCAAUCCUUAACUUUAGAAAACUUGAGGUCUGGUAAGGCAUUGGAUCCAUUUCCAGCUAGUUUGGGUUUGUUUGAAAUGCCAAGUGCUGUCAAACUUGAAGGUUUCUAACGAGAGAUAUAUAUAUAUACAUAUAGAUAUAUGUAUUUCUUAUUAUAAUCAGUCCAAUCUGCUCCGAAUCGCACCUGGGUUUCUCCCCUUGGCACCGGCCUUCCUCCCAAGCACACACUUACAAAUUACAAAAAGAAAAGGAGAAGUUCUGGCUGACUCUUUUUGUGUAUUUUUUUUAAAUAAAUAAAGAUCUAAUUUUUUGUUACAAAUAAUAAAGAAUAAGUGGCAAUAUUUUUUUCUGUAAUUUUUCAUAGGAAAAAAAACAAAACAAAAAGUGUGAUUUGUAAAGCGAUUGUACAGUUCUGAAGUUUGAGAUACACGAAAUAAAUAACCCUAACUGCGUGGCACGCUGUAAAUGGGGGGCGGGGCAGGGAGAGAUUAUUUUCCGUACCGUACAGAUGUCUUUGGGGGGAGAAAUCUUUUAAUUCGGGUUGAUUUAGAAAGAACUCUAGAAAAAUCUCAUUUUUUUUCUCCCACUUUUUUUCUUGUAUAGAAUGCUGCAUUUAACUAAAUAAAAGCCGAAAGCAUCACUUGACAGAC
Messenger RNA from Anolis carolinensis (green anole), 3867 nucleotides. It is a transcript of the gene alkbh5, whose product is annotated as alkB homolog 5, RNA demethylase. NCBI's taxonomy places the organism in Eukaryota, Metazoa, Chordata, Lepidosauria, Squamata, Anolidae. Gene Ontology annotation, cellular component: nucleus. The coding region runs from base 675 to 1814 and encodes 379 amino acids. The record is from RefSeq and is a predicted model, not a curated record. The transcript has 5 exons. Gene Ontology annotation, molecular function: oxidative RNA demethylase activity. Gene Ontology annotation, biological process: mRNA processing; mRNA export from nucleus.